Messenger RNA from Helicoverpa armigera (cotton bollworm), 6013 nucleotides. It is a transcript of the gene Neurl4, whose product is annotated as Neuralized E3 ubiquitin protein ligase 4. The record is from RefSeq and is a predicted model, not a curated record. The transcript is spliced from 31 exons. Gene Ontology annotation, molecular function: ubiquitin protein ligase activity. Bases 367 to 5775 code for a protein of 1802 amino acids. Lineage: Eukaryota; Metazoa; Arthropoda; Insecta; Lepidoptera; Noctuidae.
CCCCGGAUUGUGAAAAAGUUAGUCAUGUCAUGCCUGUGAAAAUCAAUAUGAUAUUUUUCUUGUGUUAUUCUUCGCUUAUUGGUGAUAAAAUUUUAUGUUCUUCAAUUAACUGUAAUAAUGAGCGUGGCAAAAAAUAUUCCAUUUUACAAAAUAUUUAUUUUGACUAGUCUCUACGUACUCGACGUCGUUGUAAUUGAAUGGUCGUAAAACUAAUUAACGCCUAAUGGGUGCUACUUUUUGUUCGUGAUGUUCAUGUAAAUAAUGUGAAUAAUAAAGUUCAUGAAAGUAAGAUUUUAACUGAUAUUAUGUACAGAAAGAUUCUAAAUUACUUUUUAAGCUGUGCAUAGUUAGUGUAAAUAGAAAACGAUGAGGUUUCAUAGAAGGUGCGGCGAUCGGGUCACACUUUUGAAUGAAAACUCCACAGCUGUUAGAAAUUUUGUAGAAUUUAAUCAUGGCUUGAUAUUAAGCUCGGAGCCUCUGAAGGAUGAUGUUAUAUUUGAAGUGUCGGUCGAUAGAAAGGUAAAUGUUUGGAAUGGCAGUCUGGAAAUAGGUGUUACCACUUUAGAUCCUGAGUUUAUGGAACUUCCUGCUACGGCAACUAAACUCAGAAAUACAGCAUGGAUUAUGUCAGGCAGUUCCAUCGUGAAGGAUGGUGUCACUCUGGUCAAUUCCUAUGGACCGGAGCUGGACACUUUGCGGGAGGGAGACUGCAUUGGAGUUAUGAGAACCAGUAAGGGCGAGUUAACAUUUUAUCUGAAUGGCCGUUGCCUGGGCAUAGCUGCACGAGAUCUCCCUCAGCGGCUGUUUGCUGUCAUCGAUUUGUAUGGCCAGUGCGUUCAGGUGUCUAUACUGCGCACUAAUGAAAUAAGACCUAUUAUGGAUACUAGCAUUGAUCAGGUUGAAGAGGAUCCGAAUAAUGAUGAUACCCUCACUUCAAGUGAACUAGAUGUCGCCGGUCUUCCAACUGAGCCAAAAGAACCUCGUAAUAUAUACAUUCCAAUGACUUCCGAAGGUGCAUGUGCUUUAGCACAUGACCGUUUGCGGUUUCACCCACGAUGUGGUAUUUUAGUGAAACUGUCAAGUAACAACAAGACUGCAGAGCGGGCCCGUCCACUGGACGACUACAACAAUGGCGUGGUGAUGACUCAUCGGCCGCUGUAUGACAACGAGCUGUUUGAGAUACGCAUAGACAGGCUCGUCGACAAGUGGAGCGGCAGCAUUGAGGUUGGUGUAACAACCCACAACCCAACCACUAUCCGUUUCCCUUCCACGAUGACCAACAUGGACUCCGGUACCAUCAUGAUGUCAGGCUGUAAGGUGCUGCUCAACGGCCAUGGGACCUGCAUGGAGUAUGGCAACUUUAACCUUGAUGAACUAAGGGAAGGGGACACCGUGGGAAUGAUGAGGAAGAGCAAUGGUAAAUUGCACUAUUUCAUAAACGGUGUCGACCAAGGCGUUGCCACUGAUAAAGUAGACCAACAAGUUUGGGGAGUGGUGGAUUUGUACGGCAUGACCGUCAAAGUGUCCAUAGUAGAUCCUUGUGAGGACAUUGACAGCAACAUCAACAUUAAUCCACCUGUUUUGCUCGCUUCGCCUGAAAUUCCUGCACCUAGCAGAUUUAGACCAAGAAUAGACGAAGAGAGCCUUUUAUUUCAUACGCUGCGUGAUUCGAAUGUUAUUAUUAUUAACGAUGGUAAGACUGCUCAUAGGCCUAAUGCUUUCAAGUACUUCAACAACGGAAUCGUAAUGACGAACCGCACUCUGAGGACCAACGAACUGUUCCAAGUGCGUCUCGACCUCGUGAUCCCGAAGUGGGCUGGAAGCAUUGAGAUUGGAGUCACGCAGCUAUCUUCUAAUGAUAUCAAGUUUCCAUUCAAAAUGAGCAAUGCUGAAUCCGGCACGUGGGCUGUGACCGGAGAAGACGUUAUCCGAGAUGGUUCCAUCGUUAUUCCUCAAUAUGUCAGAAAUCUCAACAAACUUGUGGAGGGGGACACAGUGGGUGUGAUGCGCAAAGAGAUGGGCAUACUACAUUUCUUUGUCAACGGCGUGGAUCAGGGACCGGCCGCUUUUAAUGUACCUGAACACGUAUUUGGCAUAAUAGAUUUGUACGGGCGAGCAGCGCAAGCGACUAUAGUUGAUGAGUAUACGCCACCACCGAUCUAUUCACCUGAAUCUCCACUUUCUACUGAAUCUAAUGCUACUAUAUUUCCUGAAAUGUGCUUCCACCGCGUCCACGGUCGCAACGCUCGCCUCAGCCGCAACCGGCUCACAGCUUGGCGAGCGACUGUCUACUCGGAGUUCAACGAUGCCGUACUCUUCAGCUCGCGGCCUCUACGCGAGUGUGACAUGUUCGAGAUGCGCAUCGAUAAGAUGGUCGAUUGCUGGAUUGGGAGCAUCGAAAUCGGUGUAACAGCAAUUCGUCCGGACGACUUAGAGGCUGGGGGCGGAGUGGGGGCAGUGGCCGGUACCGCUACGGACCUCAACUGGGAUACCUACAUACUGAGCGGGGCUGCUAUGAUGAAGGACGGCGAGUGUGUGCGGAGUGGCUAUCCGUUAGACUUGGAUAGUCUGACUGUUGGCAGUCGUGUUGGUAUGAUGUGGCACGCUGAUCGCAGCCUGCAUUACUAUCUAGACGGGAUGGAUAUGGGCAAGGCAUGGUAUGUGCCCCAUCUCAACAUAUACGCCGUUGUCGACUUGUAUGGCCAGUGCACACAGGUGACCAUACUGCAGAAUGAGGAAAGAGCGUUCAACUACAACGGUUGCACUAACUCCGAUAACUCUAUGCUGAGCAACUCCCGAGCUUUGUCUUCCCCGCCGCCGCCAUAUUGGAGUUUCUCUGAGUACUCUGGGGACAACAUUUGUCUGAUGCACGAUUACACGGUGGCUCGUCGUCUGACGCCCGAUCCUAUGGCGGCGUUGGUGUUCAGCUCUGCGCACCUGGCUAUGGGAGAGCUGUUUGAGAUCAAAAUAGCGGAGUGCAAGCAUUCCUACGCGGGUAGUUUCCGCAUCGGCAUCACGGAUAUCAACAUCUUGAACGCUCACGUGAACCGCAGCUUGCCUCCCAGCGUCGCCUGUCUUCCGCACUUCACUGCCUAUAUUGAUGGGCGAUACAUGAAAUAUUCGCAGCCAGGCACCUGGGAACAGGAGAUCUGCUCGUUCGUGCCAUCCUUCGAGUGGCUUCGUCCGGGAGACAGGAUCGGUCUUAAGAAAGUCAGCGACUCGCGGGUUAUCGUCUACUACAACUCGGAACAACUCGACACGGCUUUCGAAAAAGUCCCCGACAAAGUGUACGUCGUCAUCGAGAUAUAUGGACACGUCACAAAAAUACAAGCUAUCUCCCAGGGAAGCCUUGGAAACGGAUUGACUCAACAAACUAUUCCGAAUGACAGCGACGAGUUUCCGAAGCAUAUAGCAGCGCCAUACAGUUUCAGCCACGCAGCCACAGACACGACGGACGAAGUCUUUGAGCCAACCAUUACCAAUUUAGCGACUGCCGAGAGCGACUUAGUGAAUGUUCCGCGACCCAAACGGACGUUGGACGACUCGGCUGAAGACCCAGGAGCCGAGUCUUCAAGCGAGGACUCCCCGAGUGGAGGACCACCAGAAUACCUCGCUACAGAGGAAGACUUAUCUACAACAGAAGAUGACGCAAUCGAACGAAAAAAUAAGACCACAAAAAGCAAGUACGCUAAGAUGUCCAGCCAAGCGUGGCCAGCUGGGUCCGAUCAAAGUUCACGAGGAGGUACUCAAGGAAAGGGGAAGGGCAAAGGCAAAAGGGGCUCGUCCACGUCGAAGGACACAGCUGUACCAUCAACUUCAGCUGAGCCUUGUUUAGCUGAUGGUGAAGAAGUGUCAACGUCCACUGAGGUUCGCGCGGCCUCGCCAGUGGAAACGGCCGUGGAAGCCGCGGCUACAUCUACGGAAACGAGGCCUCGGCUUCGUCGGUCUAACCUGCCGUAUACUUUCUACCACAUACAUGGAAGGAAUAUUAAACUGUGCAGCUCAGAAACUGUGGCGGUGCGUUUCAGAGGCUACAAAGACGGUAUGGCGGUCAUCAGUCAACCAUUACGCCGGGGACAUAAUUUCAGAUUCCGAGUGGACAAGACGUGCGAUGAAUGGAUGGGCACAGUCACCAUUGGCGCGAUGGGGAUACUGCCAGGAGAAACCCCAUCAAAUGGGGUACAUCUAGAACCACCUUGCUGGAUGCUUUCAAGUGGACUGGUCAACGAUAAUGGAAAUUAUUACCACUCCUCGAUGGGCAUGGCUCUGGACGACCUGAAGGAGCAGUCGGUACUGACCAUCCACUUCCGCUUCACCAGCGAGCUGAUCCUCCAAGUGGAUGGAAAACUGGUGGGAUGCAUAGCCACCGUCCCAAGGCGGUUCAGUCACAUCUUCCCGACUAUCGAUCUCUAUGGCAGUAUAUGUCAGGUGUCCGUUCUUCUACACCCUUACGUCAUCUCGAGUGGCGCCUCCCUAGACCUGCCAGUCAUCACUGAAAAUCACGAGGAUACCUUCAAUGAUCUCUCUGAUGAAGAAGACGCCGACUCCUCCCUAGACCCAGAAUCCAGCGCAAAGAAAAAGAAGAAAGCUUACAGUCAGGAUAACCUCGCGAACACACCUUGGGAACCGCCAUACAUGCCGGCCGGACCAAGCCAUGGACUCAGUUUCAUGCCAUACCGUGUGCCCACUCCGCUGCCGUUCCGAACACCUACCCCCAUCCCCCAGCCCGUGAUGAAGCCAAAGAGUGGCCUCGUAGUCAACCCCUUCAAGAAAAAGCCAAAGAAAGCCAAGAACAAGGAGAAGUCUCGGUCAGAGAUACCAGCUGACGCGCCCAUGCACAGGAGUCUCAACCUACCAGUACGGAACCGAGAUAACAAUGAAUUUGUGAACCGGCAGAUACAGAAGAGUCAUUCGUCGCACAAUUUUAGUUAUACGAUGGAGGAGUUUGAACCUUCGAGUGGUCUCCGUCACACGUACAGCGUGGGGUCUCGAGUUGGAGACGCUUGUGAUGGGGCCGUGCACGAGCAGUUCUGCGAUACGAACAUCCGACACAACGACCGAUACCCCGAGGCGAGUGACGUCGACAAUCUCGACAACGAGAUCAUGGACGCACUCACUUUAGAGACAGGGAACUUACCUGAUCUCACUGAAGAACAGUCUUCGUCAAUAGACGAAUCCACGCAUCACGAUAUAUUUUCGGACUAUUGCUCCCCGACUUACUUCCAAUACUUGAAUCAUAUUCUGCACUUGGAUGGCGAGGGAGGGGAUGGGCACAGCUUGGAGGCGGAGUGGGAGGCUUCGGGCGAGGGUUGUGAGCAUCUGCACCUGGUGCUGAAGUUCUGGCACAAGCUGGUGAUGCCCAACCCGGCGCUACGGCAGGCGGUCUCGUGGGGACAGGUGCGCUGUUACUGCGCUAACUGCCAGCCUGAUGGCCCACCCACAUUUGCUGGUUGGGUGCGUAUCGAGCGCAUAGACGGCGUUGGCGCCGCGAGCCGUGGAUUCUGGCACGUCGGCCGGUCGUCACUCCGCGCGGCUCAGACAUCGACCGUGGCGACAGGCCCGUUGCGACGACCCAAGUUCGCCAACACGCCGAAUGCCGAACCACCGUAUACUGAUUCUUGGUUCGACGAAGAAGGAAAACCACAUAACGUCGUGCUGUGUAUCGAAAUGGAUGUUGAGGGCUCUGACGCCGCAAACGACCGUCUACUAGCAUUCUUGAUCUUCUUAAAGCCGCGACUACCGUCCGAAGAAUGUUCACCAUGCUCGGAGGACUAAACUAAUCGAUUAUAAUCGAUUUUCUCCACUCGAAUCUUAUCGAUACUUCGCACCGUGAAAAACUAUCGAUUUGUCCAAUACAGGUAUAUGAUACUCGUAACGGUGUUUGUUCGUAAAUGAUAUUACUAUGGUGGGACGCAAGAUGGUUGUCGUUAAGUAUUAAUUACCUAUAGUAUUUAAUUAUAGUCAUGUGCCGUUAAUUAGGCAUUUUCGAUGCAGUGUUUUUUGAUCUCAAAGG